Molecule: messenger RNA, 582 nt
Organism: Archocentrus centrarchus (flier cichlid)
Lineage: Eukaryota; Metazoa; Chordata; Actinopteri; Cichliformes; Cichlidae
Product: integumentary mucin C.1-like
Exons: 5
Source: RefSeq, a predicted model, not a curated record
AUGGGGAACCACUGGGGGAAAACAGGGCACAGAGUGGCCGAAAGUACAACAACAGGGGCCGAGACUACAACAACAACUACAGACACAACAACCACAACUGCCGAGACUACAACAACAACUACAGACACAACAACCACAGCUGCCGAGACAACAACCACAGCGGGAGACACCACAACCACAACUACAACAACAACUACAGACACAACAACCACAACUGCCAAGACUACAACAACAACUACAGACACAACAACCACAGAGGCCGAGACUAGAACAACAACUACAGACACAACAACCACAGCUGCCGAGACCACAACCAGAGCGGCCGACAGUACAACAACAGGGGCCGAGACUACAACAACAACUACAGACACAACAACCACAACUGCCGAGACUACAACAACAACUACAGACACAACAACCACAGGGGCCGAGACAACAACCACAGCGGGAGACACAACAACCACAACUACGACAACAACAACAGACACAACAACCACAGCUGCCGAGACCACAACCACAACUACAACAACAACUACAGACACAACAACCACAACUGCCGAGACUACAACAACAACUACAGAC